Arachis duranensis is the source of this 1476-nucleotide messenger RNA. Its product is annotated as transcription factor bHLH68-like. Gene Ontology annotation, molecular function: protein dimerization activity; RNA polymerase II cis-regulatory region sequence-specific DNA binding; DNA-binding transcription factor activity, RNA polymerase II-specific. Gene Ontology annotation, biological process: regulation of transcription by RNA polymerase II. Gene Ontology annotation, cellular component: nucleus. The coding region runs from base 164 to 1189 and encodes 341 amino acids. Lineage: Eukaryota; Viridiplantae; Streptophyta; Magnoliopsida; Fabales; Fabaceae. The record is from RefSeq and is a predicted model, not a curated record. The transcript is spliced from 10 exons.
GGUUCUUCAUUGAAUAGAGGGAGGGAGGUAGUAGCUACUAAGAAAGCAAAAAAACACAAGCUCUCAAACCUUUAUUAGGCAAAGCCCUUGUUUGGGUGCACAUACAAGGAAAUAGCACAAAGGCAUAUAUCAUCAUCACAUAGAAGAGUGAGAAGUGAAGCAAAUGAUGGCUGGGAACCCUAAUAAUUGGUGGAGCAUGAAUCCAUCUUCUUUGAUCCCUUAUACUCAAUAUGUGCUUGGAUCUUCUUCUUCUUCAAUUCCUUUCAAUCCUUUGGUGGCAGAAAUUCCAGAACCUUCUCCUCAGUCUUGGAGCCAACUUCUUUUCACUGGGUUACCAGGAGAAGAAGAGAGACUUGGAUUCAAUCAUUUUCAUCAAUCAAAAAAGUUAGAAAACUGGGAUGACCAUAAUAUCCUCAUCAACAACAACAAUAAUCAACACAACACAAGAGUUGGUCCUAAUAAUAAUAAUAUGAUUGUUGAUGGAAUAAUAAAGCAAGAGGUUUCCCAAAGUGGCAACUUGUACGGCCAAGAAGAGUUUCAUGCUUCUAAUGGGUCAACUUGGUCAACACAUAUGGUUCCCAUUAAUUCUUCAUCACCUAGGUCAAGUGUCACUACCAAUAAUAAUAACAAUAAUAAUUUAUUGGAUUUCUCUUAUAACAAGGUUGAUCAUAGCAAGAACCAACUACCUUAUGCCACACCUCAGUGUAAUAGCACAUCCAGUGCUGGAAUUUGCAAGAAAGCUAAGGGUCAAUCAACUUCAAGCUUACCACCAUUGAAGGUGAGAAAGGAGAAGCUUGGUGAUAGAAUAACAGCACUUCACCAGCUAGUUUCCCCAUUUGGAAAGACUGACACAGCUUCUGUGUUGUUAGAAGCCAUUGGAUAUAUUAGAUUCCUUCAGAGUCAAAUUGAGGCACUUAGUUCUCCUUACUUAGGCAAUGGAUCAAAAAACAUGAGAAGUCAACAGUAUGUACAUGGAGAAAGAAAUUCUGUAUUUCCUGAGGACCCCGGUCAGCUGUUGAAUGAUACUGGCCUGAAAAGAAAGGCAGCUUCAAGCCAGGAUUCAAAAGAUAAUAAGGCAAAGGAUUUGAGGAGUAGAGGAUUGUGCUUGGUACCUGUGUCCUUCACCCAACAUGUUGGAAAUGAAAAUGGAGCUGAUUUCUGGGCACCUGCAUAUGGUAGUGGAUUCUAAUUAACAUGUAUGAGUAUGAAUCCUUUUUUGCUAAACAAAUUAAAAUGUGACAAUAUAUAACAUCUUGAGCAGUCAAUCUGUAACAAUGAGAGAAGGUUGAUUCCUCACGAUGCUAUAUGGCAUUAAUUAUUUAUGAUAAUGAAAAAAAAAAGUGUCCAUAGUGUAUUGUCACUAAUCUAAUUAUUAGGAUAUAUUAAUUAUUAAGUUGUUUGAGACGUCAAAAAUAUUUUAGCUAUUGUAAUUUAAUUUUAAUUAUAUAUUCUUAACUACUAUGCAUUUUCUACUGA